UCUCGACCUGCAGCCCCUGCCGGCCCCCCUUGCCACCCACCCCACAGCCCCACCCGCCCAGCCCUGCGCCCCCCCUCACUCCCAACCUGCAGCCCCUACUAGCCCAGCCCUGCCGGCCCCAUUCACUCCCGCCCCACAGCCCCUGCUGGCCCAGCCCUGCUGGUGUCCCUCACUCCCAAUUCGCAGUCCACACCAGCCCUGCCCUGCCAGUCCCCGUCACUCCCAACCUGCAGCCAUUGCUAGCCCAGGAAUCCCUCAUUGAAUGUUGACUUCUAGCAUGCUGCAUAAUCCUGCAAUUCUAUUACCCACAACCAUUCGGGAACUCAGGGCCCCCUGACCCCACUCCCUCGCCCUCACAGAGCCAAGGCAAGAACCCAGGAGUCCCGGCUCCCAGGCCCCCCCAGCUCUAGCCCACCAGACCCCACUCCCCUCACAGAGCUGGGGAGAGAACCCAGGAGUCCCAGCUCCCUCUCUGACACUUUGCAGCACUGACACGCAGAAACCUCCACACUCGCCUCCCUGGUGCCUGGCCCCCGAGGAGCUGCCCGAUCCCUGCUGCGGUGCCCAGAUUGGCUCCUUGCUGGCUGAGGCUGAGGAUUUAGGCUCAACCUUUCCUCCCGCCCCCAGCCCAGGCAGCCAGGCCUGUCCCCACCUGCCUGGGUGUGGUCUGGGCCCUGCCCUACUUAACCAGCCGAGCCAGGGGAGGGCUGAGCUGUGCUGCCUGUGCCUAGCUGUUCUGCCCUGGGGACCCGCCAGCCAGUCUCGGAUCCAGGAUGCAGCCAGUCACCACCGGCUUCCUGCUGCUUUUGGCAGACCCAGCAAGCCCCUUCUAUUACGACUGGCACCGCCUGCGGGUCGGAGGGUUGAUCGCCGCUGGCAUUCUCUGCGCCCUGGGGGUCAUUGUGCUGCUCAGUGGAAAAUGCAAAUGCAAAUUUAACCGCAAAGCCAGGCGGCCGAAUGAGUCCCCUCACCUCAUCACCCCCGGCAGCGCCAGUAACAGCUGAACCAUGAUGGUCCCGGUGCCAGGUCUCGCCCGCGGCGCUGGCUCCUUGCUGGGAUGUCCCGUCUCCCCAUCCCGGGAAGCAGGAGUGGGAGAAGUUUUUUAACUGAACUUUCCACUCUGUGGAAUAAAAGUCUCCUGACCUUGAAA
Messenger RNA from Gopherus flavomarginatus (Mexican gopher tortoise), 1150 nucleotides. RefSeq names its product FXYD domain containing ion transport regulator 3 (gene FXYD3). The record is from RefSeq and is a predicted model, not a curated record. The transcript is spliced from 7 exons. Gene Ontology annotation, biological process: regulation of sodium ion transmembrane transporter activity. Gene Ontology annotation, molecular function: sodium channel regulator activity. Gene Ontology annotation, cellular component: membrane. The coding region runs from base 774 to 1004 and encodes 76 amino acids. Lineage: Eukaryota; Metazoa; Chordata; Testudines; Testudinidae.